AUGUCUGUGUACACCUGCACAGUAAGUGCUGACCUGAAACAGAAUCCUGGCCCUUAUCAGAAGUCUGUGUUUGACGGCAUGGAACUGCUCAUUUAUGGUCGUCCAGUGUAUGUCACCCUGAUAGCUAGAAGAUCAAGUAAAUUUGCUGGAACACGUUUUUUAAAGAGAGGAGCAAAUUGUGAGGGAGAUGUAGCUAAUGAAGUAGAAACUGAACAAAUACUCUGUGAUGCUUCAGUGUUGUCAUUUUCAGCCGGGAGCUAUUCAUCUUAUGUCCAAGUGCGAGGUUCUGUUCCUCUGUAUUGGUCUCAAGAUAUUUCAACUAUGAUGCCUAAACCACCAAUUACAUUGGACCAGGCAGAUCCAUUUUCACGUGUCGCUGCACUUCAUUUUGAUCAGAUGCUUCAGAGAUUUGGCUCCCCCAUCAUUAUCUUGAAUCUUGUAAAGGAGCGUGAAAAAAGAAAGCAUGAAAGGAUAUUGAGUGAAGAACUUGUUACUGCUGUGACCUACCUCAAUCAAUUUUUACCUCCUGAACAUGCUAUUGUCUAUAUUCCUUGGGACAUGGCCAAAUACACAAAGAGCAAACUCUGUAACGUCCUUGAUAGGCUGAAUGUGAUAGCAGAGAAUGUGGUGAAGAAAACUGGAUUCUUUGUAAAUCGUCCUGAUUCUUAUUGCAGUGUCUUACGCCCAGAUGAAAAGUGGAAUGAGUUGGGAGGAUGUGUGAACCACACUGGCCGCUUACAGACUGGAGUUCUUCGAACCAAUUGUGUUGACUGCUUGGACCGCACAAACACAGCCCAGUUUAUGGUUGGGAAGUGUGCUUUGGCCUAUCAGCUUUAUUCCUUAGGUUUGAUUGACAAACCCAAUCUGCAGUUUGACACAGAUGCUGUUAGACUGUUUGAAGAGCUGUAUGAGGAUCAUGGUGAUACACUUUCUCUCCAAUAUGGUGGUUCUCAACUUGUUCAUCGGGUAAAAACCUAUAGAAAGAUAGCACCUUGGACCCAGCAUUCUAAAGAUAUUAUGCAAACUCUUUCAAGAUACUACAGCAAUGCUUUUUCAGAUGCUGACAGGCAAGAUUCAAUUAAUCUGUUUCUGGGGGUAUUUCAGCCUGAAGAAGGGAAACCUCAUCUCUGGGAGCUACCUACUGAUUUUUAUUUGCAUCAAAAGGAUACAGUUAAUCUUGUCCAAGCAAGACGAAGCUACACUUACUGGUGGACUCCAGGUGUAUUAAAACACUUGCCACUGCCUUAUGAUGAAGUGACAUGUGCUGAAAACAGAAGGAAGCUAAUGGUGAAAAAAUUUCAUAAAUCUGAUGAAGAAAUUGAUAUUCAUAAUGAAUUUUUUCGACCUUAUGAACUCAGCAGUUUUGAUGACACCUUUUGCUUGGCAAUGACAAAUUCUAUACGAGAUUUUAUGCCCAAGAAUGUUGGCAUUGAUCCUAGCCCAUUUACUGUACGUAAACCUGAUGAAACUGGAAAAUCUGUGUUGGGGUCCAUGGUGGAAUCUGUGGAGGCAUGGGUUCACACAGCCUUGUAAUUCUCUAUGCCCCUUUGCGGAAGG
Molecule: messenger RNA, 1557 nt
Organism: Gekko japonicus
Lineage: Eukaryota; Metazoa; Chordata; Lepidosauria; Squamata; Gekkonidae
Gene: FIG4
Product: FIG4 phosphoinositide 5-phosphatase
Exons: 14
Coding region: 1-1533 (510 amino acids)
Biological process (GO): phosphatidylinositol dephosphorylation
Cellular component (GO): intracellular membrane-bounded organelle
Molecular function (GO): phosphatidylinositol-3,5-bisphosphate 5-phosphatase activity
Source: RefSeq, a predicted model, not a curated record